Molecule: messenger RNA, 8579 nt
Organism: Anarrhichthys ocellatus (wolf-eel)
Lineage: Eukaryota; Metazoa; Chordata; Actinopteri; Perciformes; Anarhichadidae
Gene: cnnm4a
Product: metal transporter CNNM4
Exons: 8
Coding region: 37-2868 (943 amino acids)
Biological process (GO): magnesium ion transport; magnesium ion homeostasis
Cellular component (GO): plasma membrane
Molecular function (GO): magnesium ion transmembrane transporter activity; sodium ion transmembrane transporter activity
Source: RefSeq, a predicted model, not a curated record
ACGUCAGCCACCGGGUCGCCGAGCAGUGAAACAAACAUGGCGACAGAAUGGAGCGGGCAGCAGGGUUACAUUCUCGCCGUCAUCAUCUUCCUGUGGAGCGCGGUCGGCGGACGCACGGAGACGGCGGCGGCCGCUGCAGCGGCGUCCGGCGGCAGGAGCGGCGGCGGCGGAGGCGGCGGACAGGUGCUCGGCAUGCGGCUGGAGAGGAGCGACAAGCCGUUCGGCACCAAUGACGACGGUGUCAUCCAGGUGACCGAGGAGAGCACCGUGCAGCUCCGGUUUUACGGGGUGCAGCUCCACUCGGGCACCUGGACGCAGAUCCGCUUCACGGAGCUCACGGACGGCGGCGAGGAAGAGGAGGAGGAGGAGGAGGAGGAGGCGGUGGCUGUGGCGGCUGCGAGGGGCGGCAGCGGCAUGAUGGAGGAACCGGACAGGACCUGCGCGGACUUCACGAAGGACAUCAGCGUCGGGACCUUCAUGAACGUGAGCGGCCGAGGCACGUCCGGUGUGCUCACCGUGCGCGUUAAGCCGCUCCGCAAGAGCGAGCCGCAGAAGGAGUACGCCCUGUGCACGCGCCACGCCGACGGGAGCAGGUGGGUGCAGCUGGGCGACAGCGACGGCCGGCUGCUGGUGCUGGAGGAGAAGAAGUCCAUGCUGCCCAUGUGGCUGCAGCUCAUCGUCAUCUGCUGCCUGCUGGUGCUCUCCGGCAUGUUCAGCGGGCUGAACCUGGGCCUGAUGGCUCUGGACCCGAUGGAGCUGCGCAUCGUGCAGAGCUGCGGCACCGACAAGGAGAGGAGCGACGCCCGGAAGAUCGAGCCCAUCCGCAGCAAAGGGAACUACCUCCUCUGCUCCUUGUUGCUGGGGAACGUCCUGGUGAACACCACCCUCACCAUCCUCCUGGACGACCUGAUCGGGUCCGGUCUGGGCGCCGUGGUGGCCUCCACCAUCGGCAUCGUGAUCUUCGGGGAGAUCGUGCCCCAGGCGCUGUGCUCGCGCCACGGCCUGGCGGUAGGCGCCAACACCAUCAUGGUGACCAAGUUCUUCAUGUUCCUCACCUUCCCGGUGUCCUUCCCCGUCAGCAAGCUGCUGGACGUGCUGCUGGGCCAGGAGAUCGGCACCGUGUACAACCGGGAGAAGCUGGUGGAGAUGCUGAAGGUGACGGAGCCCUACAACGACCUGGUGAAGGAGGAGAUGAACAUGAUCCAGGGCGCCCUGGAGCUCCGCACCAAGACCGUGGAGGACGUCAUGACGCCGGUGGGCGACUGCUUCAUGAUCCAGGCGGACGCCGUGCUGGACUUCAACACCAUGUCGGUGAUCAUGGAGAGCGGCUACACGAGGAUCCCCGUGUUCGACGACGAGCGCUCCAACAUCGUGGACAUCCUGUACGUCAAGGACCUGGCCUUCGUGGACCCGGACGACUGCACCACCCUGAAGACCAUCACCAAGUUCUACAACCACCCGGUGCACUUUGUGUUCCACGACACCAAGCUGGACGCCAUGCUGGAGGAGUUCAAGAAAGGUAAGUCCCACCUGGCCAUUGUCCAGAAGGUGAACAACGAGGGGGAGGGGGAUCCGUUCUACGAGGUGCUGGGAUUGGUCACCUUAGAGGACGUCAUCGAGGAGAUCAUCAAGUCAGAGAUCCUGGAUGAGUCCGACCUUUACACCGACAACAGGAACAGGAAGAAGGUCGACCCCAACAAGAACAAACCCGACUUCUCGGCCUUCAAGCAGGACGGAGACAGCAAAGUGAAGAUCUCUCCUCAGCUCAUGCUGGCGGCGCAUCGCUUCCUGGCGACAGAGGUGAGUCUGUUCAGCCCGUUCCAGAUCAAAGAGAAGGUCUUGUUGAGGGUCCUCAGACAUCCAGACGUCAUCCAGGAACUCAAGUUCAACGACAGCGACAAACGCUCAGCGCAGCACUUCCUGUAUCAGAGAGGGAAAGCUGUUGACUACUUCAUCCUCGUACUGCAGGGGAGAGUGGAGGUGGAAGCCGGAAAUGAAAACAUGAAGUUUGAAAGCGGGCCGUUCUCUUACUACGGAGUGAUGGCUCUGAGCUCACUGUCACUGGCCGUCACCCCUCCUCUCUCCCCAUCAGUGGCGUCUCCCCCUCCACGACGCCUCUCUCUUAAGAGGUUUUCUCUGUUCUCUCGUUUCCCAGAGUUUCGUUCUCCGUCUCACGCUGGGAAUCUCAACCGCUCGGCGUCUCUGAGCUGCACUGAGCGCGCUCCAGAAAACGUCUCCGUCGGCGGUAGCAUCACUCAGAUCCCGGGAACCCCGUUCCAGUACAUACCGGACUUCUGCGUACGAGCUCUCACGGACCUGCAGUUUGUCAAGAUCACUCGUCCUCAGUACCAGAACGGUCUCCUGGCAUCCCGGCUGGACAGCACUCCUCAGUCUCCAGAGGGCAGUCGCACUCGCCUGGACACGUCCGUCUCUUUGCCCCCCGUGACGCCACCGGGGACCCGAGCUCCGCUGCCGCUGGCCUCGCCUCCUGCAAAGCGCCCGCCGUCUAAAAUUCAGCCGCCACCGCCGCCGCCGGCGAGCAGCCGCGCCGCUCCGCCCACCUCCACCUCCACCUGCAGACCGAGCCAGUCGCUCCCCCAAACCACGCCCCCUCCGGGCAACCACACCCCUUUUGCCCAGCCCCCUCCGUCCUCCGUGAGCCUGACGGCGUGCACCUUUAACCCUCCUCCGCCCUCCUCCGUCUCCCCGAAGCCCCAGCUGUCGCCGCCCUCCCCCGGUCCGUUAGAGACCACCACUCUGCUCAGUGAGCAGCAGAACUGUGUGGGCCCCCGCAGGCCCAGCCACACCCAGGCACACCCCCACGCCCACACCAACAUCGGUCACACACACACUGAAAGCACCAUAUAACGUAAAACAAGCCCCUGAGGGGGAACUAAACUACCCGUGCACUCACUCACUCACUCGCACUACUUCCUGUUUGCUCGUUGUCUCCUGAACUUGCUGAGGAUCAGCACCUCAUGUGUAUUUUGUAAACGGAGAUCCUCUUCUAACCCGUCCUGCAUGCCCCCCCCCCCCCCCCCCGAGAUUCCACAAGAUAUCCAUAAUAGACUACAAAGAUGGCCGAGGGAACGCGAGUGAGUACGAGUGGAAACGUAGACGGGGUUUUGUGUUUGUAGAGGAUCAGUUCACCGGGUUUGUUCAGGUUUUUAGAGAUUUCUGCCUCCAGCUCAGUGAAAGAUGAACUUAACAGCAACGUGUUUCUGUGGAUCAUCUGCAGACCUCCAGGCUUCAAAGGAGCCUCUUUACAUCCAGAAUAACUGGGACAUCGUUUCGGGAAAGACUCAAUCAAAAAGCAUUUCCUCUAAGAAAUCAGCAUUAAUAUGUCCAAGCUGUUUGUUUUGACCUGCGUACUUAUUUGGUCAGAAUUGUUCCUUUUCUUACUUAAGUUCAUGUCUGAUCUCCGGGUCUGCGUGUAUCAGAGUAGCUCUUAUUACUGCGUAAGUGCCUGAAAACAUGGACGCCGUCGUUCAAUAUCAAUAAACCAACAAAUACGUCCAAAAAGCCACAAAAACUACAUUAAGCUGCUUUUCAUUUCAGAGGCAGGAAUCUCAAAAGCUCCGUUCAUAAAACUAUUUGCCAGUUUGUUUGUUUUUCUGUGAUUUAUGUGAACUGAACCUUUACGUCAUCGCCGGUGUGACAAAAACAGAAAACUCACGUUUCCAGAUCAGUGCUGGAGAAGAUCUUCUUAUUUAUUUAUUUACUUUUCCAAAGAGUGAAACUUCCAAAAACUAUAAAGUUUAUUUUCAAAAAGUAGGAUUUUAUUUACGGAGCGGCAGUUUGUUUAAGUGUUCUUUGGAGGCGAGGCGACUUUCAUUGAGGCAGUUUUCUAGAUUCUUGGAUUUAUUUGACCGACUUCGAGGCGUCCAUCGGUUUCUGUUGGUUUCUGUUGAGCUUGAAACUCACCGAGACUCUUGAAACGUCUCCACUGUUUAUUUAUGUCAAAGUUAGAGUAUUACAGUUACAUACUCCACAAAGAAACGGCACACAAAGACUUUAUUUAACAACUCCAGCAGCUUUCUAUGAAGCCUGCAUAUGACUUUCUGUCUCUCUCUUUAGUUUAACUCCUAACAUUAAAUGAAUAACAGCAACACGCACUCUGAUUGGCACGCAGUUAUUUCAAAUUAAUUAUAAUUAAUUAUAUUUAAAUAUAAGCAAACACAAAAUGUAAACUGUUCAUCUUUAAGUGGGACACAAAUAAAUUGUGAGAUUUAAUAUAAUGUGCACGCUUAAAACUACAUUUAAUAACAAAAACUACACAUUUUAACAAAUAUCUUUUUAAUUAAUUCUUGUUCCAUUUUGAGACAGAAUAUGGGAAUAGAACCAUUAAUAUGUAAAUUUAAUCUUUUUUAAAAAUUAUUAUUUUAGGCUAUUAAUGCACAAUGGAUUAGUCAUAUAUUUAUUAACAAACUAUAAUUCAAGUGCUAAUUGUUUUUUACACACAAACAGAAAUGAGUUGAAACCAAUGGCGUCCUGACAAGUAGAAAUAAAUUCAUGUGAUGGAAAAUAAUCCUCAAUAAUCUGAGUUACGCGCGAGUACGAAACACCCGGCUCCUUUAAGUUGAUGUUGGUGACGUGAAGGUGUCUUCAGGCCUGCCUCUUGACCAAUAAGACAAUAUAUGUUUCAAAUGAUUUAAUUUCUAAGAGUGAUGCUAUUAUGAGUAUUUAUUUUCUGUUAUAUUAAAUUAUAUAUAUAGAGAGAGAGAGAUAUUUAAUUAGUUGUUUUAUAUUUUAGAGGUUUAUUUAUGCUUUGCCUUCGUUGGUUCUUGAAGCUGAAGGACAAGCUGCAGACUUCAGACUCUGAAUGUUCCUCUCUGUGAACACCAGCUCCGUCCUGAAGCUGCAUCUUCAGUUUAAACACUGUGUUCACGGCUGAUGAUGUCAAAGACUCUGGGCUGUCUAUUUAUUUGUUGUAUGUUUGAACACACAGACGUGGGUUCACUUUGACAUGAAGAUCACAUAACGAGUAGUUUAACGCUCAGUGUUUUUAGUAGCAAAUCCAGAUUUCUACAUAUUUUGUGCACAUGACUCUAAUCACAGAGACUGAGAUAAUAACUGAUAUUAAAACAAUAUUAUGGAGCCAUGGGAACGGAUAAUAUUCAGAGAGAAAGACUGGAAUAUUCUCUGAGAAUAUUAAGUCAAAGAUUUAGUUUUCUUGUGACAGGAACCUCAUCGAUCCACCUCGUGUUUUAUGCAGUUGUUGGGAUUUAGUGAAUUUCAGGUUUUUUUUCAUACUUUUCUUUUAAAUUUACCUCAAAAACGUUUUGAAUAUCCGAGACUUUUCAUGCAAAUUUGUGAUUUUUAAAUUUGCAUUUUUUUCUCUAAAUAUUAACCCUUUUCCCCGGCUCCCUGAUUUAUUUAUGUAUUACCUACAAUGGUAAUAAGCCGUCGUAGAUAAAAUACUUAUUCCACACUUAUAUCUGUCCGUUAAAGUUACAACCUCAUAGAAGUUGUGUUGGUGCUUGUGAUUUGCCAGCGACACCCUUUCAUCAUUGACUGAGCAGAUAUUUAUUUAAAUCAGCCAGGACACUGUUAGCUUAGCUUAGCUUAGCUUAAAGACUGGAAACAGCUAGCAUGGCUCUCUCCAGAGUUCAAACCUGUGACUUAAUAUUUAAUGGACAGAUGUGAGAGUGGAAUUCUUCUCAACUCUCAGCAAGAAAGCGUAUCUUUAACUUGUGUUUCACACGUGUGUGUGUUAACCUUUGAGCUCACAGUUAAGCCCGAGGUUAAGGAUUGACUCGUGAAUACUGGAAACACUCGCAGCACAACGACUUGAUGAGAUUUAAUGGACAACAAACAUUCCACUGCAUGUCUUCACACGAGUGGUGUUAACCCUGUCGGGGCUAAAAAAAAAACUCACGUUGGCUUCCUGUAACUGGACAAUUGUGUGUGUGUGUGUGUGUGUGUGUGUCUGAAUGGCACUCAAAACCAAUGUGAAGUAGAUUUGAUUGUGUCUGUAAAUGAAGCUAUUCGACCCGUGUUCAGAGCAGACGAGGGUUGGAGGACGUUCGGUUGUGUUCCGGUGGAGAUGAAGAGAGAUUUAGAUGAAGACGACUGCAGCAGCUCAGAUGUUGAAGCUGCUAGCUUGUAAUCUACAUAUUUAUUUAUUUUUCCCACAUAUGCAGUGACACUGAAACAAUUUGUGACUGUGAAGAUAAAUUAUUUUGUUGAUGAUAUAGUGAUUUAUUUAAAGAAAUGACUGUUGUAUAAGCUAGCACUGGUUUGAACACUUUAAACAUGUGAGUCACGUAGCUUAGGUAUGAAACAUGAAUAUUCAAAAGCAUUUGAGGUAAUUUAAAGGUACAAAGGAGGUUUAUGUUUUAAACCCAGAAAAAAUAUGUCGCCAUUGAAUGUUUUUGCAAACCACCGAAUAUGAUGAAUGUCCAGAAUAAUAUAAUCUGAACAGAAAUCCGUUUCACAUCAGCCACGCUGGUAAAAAACGCACAAUGCUGUUGUGAGUUGAGAGGAAAUGAAAAAUGUAUUUCUAAUCCUUUUAGAUCACAUUCCCGGGUGUAUUGUUCCCCUGUUUAACAAUAUAUGCAAUGUAUUUAUUUGUAUUUUUUAUAUCAAAAUCCAAUCAUCUUUUCUUCCCCAAAAAAACUAAAUAUAAAUAAUUGUGCUUGUACCAAACAACUACAACCAAUAACACCCAUAACGUGGUCGUCUCCGGAUACGACGGUCUGAAAAAUGUUUUGUGUUUAAACAAUAAUCCACCAACUUAAUGAAAUAACUGAAACAGUACUACAGCAAAUAUACAACAACAGAAUAUCUCACAUAAUGUUAUGUAAUAUGCAAUGUUAUGUAAUAAGCAAUGUUGCGUAUAACAACGUUUAGUAAAAGUAAACUUUUGGUUUCACACGAGACAUUAACAUCGGUCUCCUGGGUGAAAGUCCCGGGUUUGUUUCUUAUAAUCAUUUUCAUACCACGUAACUUUCAAUAACGGUAAUAACGUAUCCGCGGUUUGCAGAAACGUACAAUGGCAGCAUCUUUACUGGCGACUGGGCUGUUUCUUACCUUGAGGUCUUAAAGAUUUCAACAUCUAGUUUCCAGACCUUUUGUUACUUGUUGUGCUCAGUUGUACCCCGGUGGUCCCCCUACCAGGUGAAUCCGGCAAUAUAGAAGAUCGGCACUCUGUGAAAACCGUAGUUAUAAUUCAGCAGGACCUUCCAGUUCACUGACCUUAGAGGAGAAACCUGCUCAAUAAAUAGAAAUAUAGAGUCGACAUAGCCUUAAGAGAAGUUAGACCUGCCUGCUGGUUCAUAGGUCUCAUGUAGCAAUAGGUCUCAUACUGGUUUCCAGUGAAGCCACUGGUUGGCUGUGUGAUACCAGUUUGUGCACUGGGAAAUGUGCAAACAAUUGUUCUACUUAUUAAUGUUGUAUUUAUUGUAAACGUUGUAUUUAUUGUUCUUUUUUGGGGGGGUUAUAGGCACCUGAGGGUGUGGUUCUGUGAAACGGGCUUCCAGCUGUGAAACACAGCUUUAAACACUGUGUUCAGCUCCCUGACUGCUGUGUGUGUGUGAUGUUACUGUAAAUACUACUGUACAUGAAGAGAUGGACAUUGAAAAAAUAACUGAAAGAGAUGUUGAAAAUAGCUCUAUUUAUAAUGAGAGAUGUUAUUUCAUUUACUUCCAUUGUUUUGUUAGGCAUUAAAUAGCAAUAAACGUUGCACAGAGUUGACCUCAAACAAUCAUUUACUCAUAUAUCUUUCUUGUCGUUAGACGUGAUAACCAAAGCUUUCAUUUCUUUCAGCCUCCUGUAGCUCCCUCUGUGCCUCCUCUCCUCCCACGCUUCCUUUUCACUUUUCCUCAUCCCUUUUUCUCCCUGCCUCUUAUCUCCACUCCUCUCCCGCCGUUUAAUAAUAUUGAAAUUCCUGCAGCUUUGACUGCCGGUCUGAAUCUGCUAAGCCGUUUUUAAUGUUCAGACCUUUCUCUUUUUUCUCUGUCAUGGGACUCGAGCGGGGCUUAUCAGCAACUCCUGUCGUGUUGUUUUUAGCCCUGCAGCGGUGUGAUGAUUAGACCUGUACGAAGGUUAAAGAGUUUCUGGCGCAGGCUUCUCAGCCCAGUGAGCUUUUUCCACACGAUGUAUCAUUCACACGUGGAUUGUUUUGAGUCGUUUCGGGUUUCAUGCAUGUGGAGCGAUGCAGAAAGAGUGAAGGGCCCCACAUGUUUUUUGCAUGUUGUUAUUUGCACGCAGAGUUCGGGCCGUGUUUUUUAAGAGUUGCAGUGCAGACAUGAGAUAAUUCAAGCCUCUGAAAAACACAAAUAUUUAACUAUCUAUAACUAUUAUACAGAGGUAAAGUUAUCUUCCCUUUUCAUUUCCCCAGAGUACGUAAAGCAGAUACCUGUUUGGCAUGUUUUAAUAUUCAGACAAGGCUGUGUGUUUGACUUGGGUGUGAGUUUUUUAUUUAUUGCAAUGACUGAGCAAAGAUGGAGGAGCACUUCCAAACAUGGAUAGUGGAACUUAAAAGCAAUGUGUACAUACUGUUUUAUAAGUAGCCCACUGUAAGGCAUUCGAAGAAAAUCUAUGAGGUUAUUAAUAAACCUGAGAUAUAUUUCUCUACA